UCUUUUCAGACACCGUAAUACGACGUACUGACGCUGGGCGAAGCUAACAUGUCGGAAUUCUUGGAGGACCCGUCUGUUCUCACGAAAGACAAACUAAAGAGUGCACUUCAGGCCAAUAAUGUCUCUCUUCCUAAUGGCGAACAGAAAAAGGACGUUUAUGUGCAACUGUACCUGAAAAAUCUGACUGCGCAAAACAAGAAGAAAAGCGCCCCUCCAGAAGCGUUCUCCAGCGACGAGGAAUUGCCAGCCCCCGUGGUCUCCAACAGAAGCCGCUCCGGCAGGAAAGCCACGAGGAAAACGGACAAGCCUCUGCCGACCGAGGUGGAUGUCAUGGAGCUGAGUGACGAGGACCUGAGGGAGCAGCUCCAGAAGUACGGAGUCGGGAUUGGCCCAAUCGUGGCCUCCACCCGUAAGCUGUAUGAGCGGAAACUGCAGAAGCUGUUGGAUGAGGGGCCUCCAGAGGCCCUGGCCCCUCCAGCAGCCCCCCCAGAGACAGACGGUAGCCAGAACGGCAACGCAGAAUCCGACCAUUACAGUGACAAAGAGGAAGAGACGGCCGUACCGGAACCAGAGCCUGAGCCAGAACCAGCACCGGCUCCAGUGGUGGAGAGGCCCUUGAGGAGCAGAGGGAAGAUCCCAGUCACCACUCGCACCAGAAGCAGCCAGCACAACAGACAUGUAGAGCUGCUAGAGGAGGAACUGCAAUUGAUGGAUGAGGAGGAGGAAGAAGAGCCAGUGCUGAACAUUAAGAGACGGUACCGGCGUGCUUCCUCAAUGCUUGAGCAGGCCAUGAUCUCCAGCGAUGACAUUGACGUACCUGACAACUCGCCAUCUCAGGUCGGGACUAGAGACCCCAAGUUUCUAUCAGAACCGAUGGGCAGAACUUCCAAAGCUCCCCCGGUUGAGUCCUACACUAUGGACUCUACCAAGCCCCGUAAACCAGCGCAGAAUGGGGCUUUCCAGCAGGUUAAAGAUCCCCAAACCUUCCAACCCUCUGCAUGGAAUGAAAACAUCCACCAGGACAGCUUGUCAUCUUCGUGGCAAAAAGAAAAGGCCAUACCUCCGGAUCCCAACCCAUCGGGGUUGGCAAUCAAACCAUCCAAGCCCCCAUUCUUUGCUGUUGCCAUUGAAGGCUCUCAGCACUCCAGCGCAAGUUCCUUCACAUCCUCAGUUACCAAUGUAGGUUCAGGUCCGCCGGACUCCUCUUCUCCCCUGUUCACUAGGCAGGGGUCGGCGUCUGUUCAGCCAAAACAACGCAAGCCUGUGUCCCAGACCAUUGAACAGGCGUACAAGGAGUCUACGGAGGUUGACAAAGGCGAUGGCCGGCAGCAGAAAAUCACUCCCUUCCUCUCCCCCGUGACCCCAGUGAGGGGGCAGAGAGAUAGUCCCUCACAGACAUGGGUAGAGAAGGUGUCGGCAGUGGAGCACACCCCCAAAGCAGAUGCAAAGGACGUGCUGAAGGAGAUGUUCCCCAAUGAUGUCAACACCCCAACAGGCAUUAGUGCCACCUGCAGGCGGCCAAUCCGCGGCGCAGCAGCACGGUCCGGAGUAUCGACUGACACCUGGCUGGACGACACACGUCUUAGACUGACGGAGCUGCGUGAGACCAGCUUCUCCUCCACUUCCUCCUCCAACUAUGUGGAGUCCCGCCCCUCGACACGCCUCCUCCUGUCCCCGGUCCCGUCCGCCUUCUCCGCUCCUCGGCACGCCUCUGCCCCCACUGUCAGGGCGCCCAUCGGUGGCCAGUCACGGCGCCAGCGCUGGAUGCCCGUGUGGGUGCAGGUGCUGGUGUUCGGCGUGCUGGCCGGCUUCCUGUUCCUCGUCUACCAGGCCAUGGAGACCAACGAGAGCAACCCGUUUGGCUUCCUCACACAGCAGACCGAGGAUGCGCCCGAAGGACAGACCAGCAAGUGAACCCACCGACCGCACCCCCUCCAAUCCGCCUGACAAACCCCAAACACAACUCUACCCCACCCCACCCCAAAGACGACCCUCUCAACACCUCCUCUUCUGCCCUCUGAUAUGCUCCACUCUGCACAUCAUCUUCCCUUCCUCAUACUCCAUUGUGGUUCAUUUAUUUUUGCUGUCUAUUCCUUAAUAUUGCAUUGUUUCCAGAAACUUAAAUAAAGAAUUGAUUCGGCCCUUUCUGACAGUACCCUAAUCUUUCCUGCACAUUAAAGCUCCACUGAGUUAGUGAUCAUAAGAGGAAGUGGCACUGUUGCCUCCUCUUUCCACUGGUCUCCCAUCCUCCCCAUUUCCUCCUCCUCUUCCAUGUUUUUGUUUUACUUGUUUGUUUUCCCAGUUCAGGAUCUCUCCCUUGACUGAAUCCUGACCCACGGCUUUCAGCUCUUGCCAGAUCACAGGGACUAUCUUAUCUUUCAUGUAUCCUCACAUCUUCAUUUGCGUGUGCGUGCGAGAGGGAGAGAGACAGAGAGGCAGAAACACAUUUCUCAUCUUGUGGGUCUCUGACUUGAUCCAUGAUGUUGUUGGUGCUUUCCCCUUGAAACAAAGCUGUCAAUUAUCAUGUUCAAGACGAAUUCAGGAAAAGCUGAAGGAAUCAUGACUCACUCUGUUUGUCCCUCACCAGCACAGGUAGUUUGCUGUGUGUGGGUUGGACACUCCUUGAUUGUGAUUUCACUUGAGAUAUUUACAAAUCCCCAAUUAACCUUUUUUGUAGAUCAUGUAUUUAAAUAAUAUAUAUACAUUGUUGAAAUACUAAAGUCUGUGUUUUCAAUAAAGGGUUUGUCAUGUAACCAGGAAGGAUCAUUUCUGUUUUAUUAAUGAGUACAGGCUCUAAGAGUUGCUUCUUGACUCCUGUACUCAUCUACACGAUAAUAAAUUCACACCGCACUUAAGAAAUAUUGGCCAAGAUGUCCAAAAUCUGAAGGCGGAGUUGAGAAAUGUCUGAACUUCAUGCUCUUUUUUUCUGAAAUUAUGUUUGAAUUUCUGAUAUUGAGUAAUUGAAAUCAGUCUAGUCAGCUUCCAUUGGAAUUAAAACCAGGUGAACUCUUCCCAAUUGUAUUGGAUAACAAUUAUUUUUUUAUAUUUAGCCUUGGGGGUUUGCUUUGUUCCAAUAUGUCUGCAGAUUGCGAUUUCUGGUAUCUGCAGUAUUUUUCUAUAAUGUUUCAUUACAAAUGUCAAGUUUUAUUAUGUUUGAUUAAUGGCUAACCACAGAAUUGGUGGAUAUAUUCACAACUGAGGUGGGGAACUUGUGGACCUCUUUCAAAGCAAACUAUUGAAAUAUCUGACAAAAUGUCCAUUUAAAUGUAUUUAUUUGGUGGGUUUUGUAGCCCAAGUCAUGGGCAAAACGUCAGUGUGGGGUGGAUAUUUUUUUUUUUCAUAUGGUUGUAGUCAGUCCUGUAUAAUUUGUAGAAAUCAUAAUAAAAUUGUUAAUUUUAUAUCCAAA
Messenger RNA from Clupea harengus (Atlantic herring), 3406 nucleotides. RefSeq names its product thymopoietin a (gene tmpoa). The record is from RefSeq and is a predicted model, not a curated record. Gene Ontology annotation, molecular function: DNA binding. NCBI's taxonomy places the organism in Eukaryota, Metazoa, Chordata, Actinopteri, Clupeiformes, Clupeidae.